AUGAGACCUACCCAAGCUCUUGCCUCGGGACCUAGCAUCCCCCACGGAAAGUACAGCCACCACCUCGGCUGGUGGGGUCACAUUGGUGGCGAGAAGCAGAGAGGCAUCAUCACCUACGGCAUUGCCCCCAACCGCCAGAACCCCUUCGCCGGUGCCGCCCACGAUGCCGUCUUCAACACCUGGCGCCGCUUCAGCGCCCAGGUCCUUUACUUCCUGCCUCCCCUCGUUGCCGGCUGGUACAUCAUGGACUGGGCCACCCACCGCCUCCCCGAUGAGGAUUCGGAGGUAUCGAAGGAGCGGGUUCCGACUAACACUCGCCACAGCAACCACUACCUGAACUCCAAGCAGGGCCGCGCUGAGUUCGGUGACUCUGAGGAGUAA
This is a messenger RNA of Colletotrichum gloeosporioides, 381 nucleotides long. RefSeq names its product Cytochrome b-c1 complex subunit 8. Gene Ontology annotation, biological process: mitochondrial electron transport, ubiquinol to cytochrome c. The record is from RefSeq and is a predicted model, not a curated record. Lineage: Eukaryota; Fungi; Ascomycota; Sordariomycetes; Glomerellales; Glomerellaceae. The transcript is spliced from 4 exons. The coding region runs from base 1 to 381 and encodes 126 amino acids.